Messenger RNA from Pyrus x bretschneideri (Chinese white pear), 1135 nucleotides. Its product is annotated as endochitinase. Gene Ontology annotation, biological process: cell wall macromolecule catabolic process; chitin catabolic process; defense response to fungus. Gene Ontology annotation, molecular function: chitin binding; chitinase activity. The record is from RefSeq and is a predicted model, not a curated record. NCBI's taxonomy places the organism in Eukaryota, Viridiplantae, Streptophyta, Magnoliopsida, Rosales, Rosaceae. The transcript is spliced from 3 exons. Bases 60 to 1010 code for a protein of 316 amino acids.
CCAAAACCCAGUUCAUAGAUCAGAAAAACCAUCAAACACUUUCACGGAAAAGAAAAAAAAUGAAGUUGCAAACCCUUAUCCUGUUGUCCCUAAGUUUGCUGAUUGGGAUCUCAGCAGAGCAAUGUGGGAGGCAAGCUGGUGGUGUCGUGUGCCCAAAUGGGCUGUGUUGUAGCCAGCAUGGGUGGUGCGGCACCACAUCUGACUACUGCGCUGCCGGUUGCCAGAGCCAAUGUGGCUCAACCCCUAACCCUACUCCAACCCCAACCCCAAGUGGCGGUGGUGAUAUUAGCAGCCUCGUUAGCUCGUCUGUUUUUGAUCAAAUGCUUAAGUAUCGAAACGAUGGGAGGUGCCCUAGUAAUGGGUUUUACAAGUAUGAUGCUUUCAUUGCUGCUGCUCGGUCUUUUAAUGGGUUUGGCACAACUGGUGAUGUUGCUACUCGCAAAAAAGAGCUUGCUGCAUUCUUGGCUCAAACCUCUCAUGAGACUACUGGAGGAUGGGCAAGUGCACCAGAUGGUCCUUAUGCAUGGGGAUAUUGCUUUGUCAAUGAAAGAAACCAAGAUGUGUAUUGCACACCAUCCAGUCAAUAUCCAUGUGCUGCUGGCAAGAAAUACUAUGGCAGAGGACCCAUCCAACUUACCCACAACUACAACUAUGGUCAAGCGGGUAAGGCAAUUGGAAAGGAUCUGAUAAACAACCCGGAUCUAGUGGCCACAGAUCCGGUUGUAUCAUUCAAGACAGCUAUAUGGUUCUGGAUGACUCCACAGGGAAACAAGCCAUCAAGCCAUGAUGUCAUCACUGGUAGGUGGAGUCCAUCUACUGCAGACAGAUCAGCGGGUCGGGUUCCCGGGUAUGGAGUGAUCACCAACAUCAUCAACGGAGGGGUUGAAUGCGGGAAGGGUCAGGAUGCUAGGGUUGCUAGUCGCAUCGGGUUCUACAGAAGGUACUGUCAGAUAUUGGGAGUGAAUCCGGGGGACAACUUGGAUUGUUACAAUCAAAGGCCUUUUGCCUAAAAAAAAUAUUGCUCAAUUAAAGUUUAGUCUUGGAGAUAUUGUUCAAUAGACAAUAAUCCCACCCUAUGUACUAAAUAAAAUUCAAUAAUCCUACGUAAUAAAGAAAUUUCUCGUUUACCCUUUAA